AUGAAUUUACAGUGCACAGCACCGAAAGCUUGGCGUCAACCUCACGUCUUACAACAACACUUAAGUGAUAUCAAAGAAGCAGUCGUUACGAUUACGGCUUGUUUAGAUGAGUUCUUGCAUGCCACUGGACGUAUCACUGUCGAUAAAAGCAGUCCCAAAGCAGAUGAUUUGCAACAUCUGUUAACACCACUUCGUAAUUCUCAUUCGAUGAUAAAACAACUAAAACAAAAUAUCGAUUAUACGGGUUGGACUUUAGCCGCUUUGUCGAGACCUAAAUCCAACAUGGCAUCCACAACGAAUGGUAAUGAUGCGUUGGAUCAGUUUGUUGCCGUUAUCAAGCAGGUG
This is a messenger RNA of Anisakis simplex (herring worm), 345 nucleotides long. The record is from the annotation of a GenBank genome assembly. Lineage: Eukaryota; Metazoa; Nematoda; Chromadorea; Rhabditida; Anisakidae.